CCUCAGAGUAUUUGGUUACGACUAGGUGAACGUUGCCUCUCACACCAUCACCUACUUUGAUCCUUAGGUUUACGACUAGAAUUGUCUUUACGUCUUUCCUCAUGGCUCCUGACCUUGACGCUCUCGCAAAAUUCAGGACAGAUGGAUAUAAAGGCCUGAAAGAGCCUGGUGGCGACGCUUAUGAGAUCCCUGAUAUCCAGCCGUACAGCCCCUUGGCACGAAAGAUAAGAGUGCUGUCCAUCGGGGCCGGUGUGACGGGCAUUUUAAAUGCCUACAAUAUCCAAAAACACUGUCAGAAUGUGGACCAUGUCAUCUAUGACAAGAAUGAUGAUAUUGGCGGUACUUGGCUUGAAAAUCGAUAUCCCGGGUGUGCUUGUGAUAUACCGAGCCACGCAUAUACCUACCCCUUUGCUUUAAAUCCCGACUGGCCUCAGUUCUUCUCUCAUGCACCCGACAUUUGGGCGUACCUUGACAAAGUUUGCUCAGUUUGGGAUCUUAGAAAGUAUAUGACGUUCAAUACGGAGGUGGUGGGUUGCUACUGGCAAGAGGAACAAGCUAAAUGGCAGAUCAAACUGAAGCGCACAAACCCAGAUGGCACAACUCAAGUCUUCGAGGAUUGGUGCCAUCUUCUUUUACACGGCACAGGCGUCUUGAACAACUUCAAAUGGCCAGAUGUCCAAGGCAUUGAGAAAUUUAAGGGAAAGGUUAUGCACACAGCAAGAUGGCCAAAGGACUAUCAGUCCGAGCAGUGGAAACAAGAACGUGUGGCGGUAAUAGGAUCAGGAGCAAGUAGCAUUCAGACCGUUCCUUCCAUGCAGCCACAUGUCAAACACAUGGAUGUAUUUGUCAGAACCGGUAUUUGGUUUGUCGACAUUGCGGACAAUUACGGCCAGAAUCAUGUGUAUACAGACAGCCAGAAAUCCGAUUUUCAUCGGGAUCCAGCUAACCUUGUCGAGCACGCAAAGUCAAUCGAGGAUAAGGUCAAUGGUAUAUGGCCAGCGUUCUAUAGCAACUCGACGGCCCAGGAGGAAGGCAAGAAGAUUUUCCGGAAGAGGAUGGCGGAAUUCAUCAAAGAUGAGCGGCUGCUCGAGGGAUUCACGCCGAAGUUUGGCGUUGGAUGCCGCAGGGUGACACCGGGGGAUCCCUAUAUGCUGGCGAUUCAAAAGCCUAAUGUCGAUGUCCAUUUCACGCCUGUCACACGGAUCACGGAGAACAGCGUCGUCGGUGGCGAUGGAACCGAGGUCGAAGUCGACACGAUCGUCUGUGCGACCGGGUUUGACGUCUCAUACCGGCCACGCUUCCCCAUUGUGGGAAAGAAUGGUGUCAACCUCGCCGACAAGUGGAAGCUGUGUCCCGAAGGUUACCUCGGGUUGGCCGUGCCGGAAAUGCCCAACUUUUUGACGUUCAUCGGACCGAACUGGCCUGUUGAGAACGGUAGUGUUAUGGGACCGUUGUACCACGUCAGCCUAUACGCGGUCCAGAUAAUUAAGAAGUUACAAAGCGAGUUCGUGGGAAGUCUGAUGCCUAAACAACAUGUCACAGAUGCCUUUAAUGAGCAUUGUCAAGAGUGGGUCAAGCAUACAGUCUGGUCGGAGGAUUGCAGGAGCUGGUACAAGAACAACGAAACCGGCCGCGUCAAUGCAGUAUGGCCUGGAAGCAGUUUACAUUAUAUCGAAAUCAUUAGGCAGCCGCGAUAUGAAGACUAUGAGAUUGAAUACCUUGGUCCCGCCAAGAAGAACAUGUGGGCGUUUAUGGGUAUGGGGACGCCACGGGCAUUAGUCGAGAAGGCCGACAUUAGUCCUUACUUAGCCCUUGGAAACUUGGAUCCGGAAUGGAUGGAGGCUGUCGUGUUCCUCGCGUUCUAG
This is a messenger RNA of Aspergillus pseudotamarii, 1865 nucleotides long. Its product is annotated as flavin-containing monooxygenase. Gene Ontology annotation, molecular function: NADP binding; flavin adenine dinucleotide binding; N,N-dimethylaniline monooxygenase activity. The record is from RefSeq and is a predicted model, not a curated record. The transcript is spliced from 8 exons. NCBI's taxonomy places the organism in Eukaryota, Fungi, Ascomycota, Eurotiomycetes, Eurotiales, Aspergillaceae. The coding region runs from base 102 to 1865 and encodes 587 amino acids.